Molecule: messenger RNA, 175 nt
Organism: Symbiodinium pilosum
Lineage: Eukaryota; Dinophyceae; Suessiales; Symbiodiniaceae
Source: the annotation of a GenBank genome assembly
GCAUGGAAGCACAGUUGCGGAUGCGAUCCACUGGCCCAGCAAGAAGUGCUGCGCCUCCUACCCAGCAACAACCUGUGACCCCACGGCCAUCAAGAUGACACCAUGCAAGGAUGCAGCAGACUUCCUCGCGCAGAAGGAGCUGCACUCAUGGUGCGACUUUAACGGCCAUUACCCA